Funneliformis caledonium is the source of this 970-nucleotide messenger RNA. Lineage: Eukaryota; Fungi; Glomeromycota; Glomeromycetes; Glomerales; Glomeraceae. The record is from the annotation of a GenBank genome assembly.
CAUUCCUUUAGAUUUAGAACGGCCUCCUUUACCACUUUUAAACACUGAUGGACUUUCUUGGGAUUAUCAAAAAUCGCCUAAGUUGGAAGAAGAAUUAAGAGUGCAUGUUCAGAAUCUAUAUAGUAUGUUUAAAGAAAAUAAACAGGAUAAAUCAAAUACACCAAUAUUUUUUAUAAUGUCUGGUGCUGGAUGUGGGAAAUCUCAAAAUGCAACAGAGAUUCCUAAAAUACUCCGCAGAAUAUUUGUAAAUGAUCCAGAGCUGGAAUCUCAUUUGCAAGAAGCACUCAUAUUCAACAUCCCCUUAGAAAAUGAUACAAGAAUCAACACGUCUAACAAAUUCGAUGCAAAUGUUGCAAUUGCUAAACGAAUGCUAUACCAGUUUCAGAAUCAAGGCCUUUACUGGACCCAAAUUCAUGAUGAUAUGCAGACCCUUUCAAUUAUUGAUAUUCUUAUGAGCUAUGAUGGCAUGAACAAGAAAUCAUUAUUCUAUUCUUUCAUGACAGAGAUAUCCAUUCAUGCCACAAAUAGAGAUUUACCCUUUAUUAUUGCAUGUUGCAUAGCAAUUUUAGCACGUCCAUUCAAUAAAAUGGUCACAGUUUCUCAUCAACAGCGAACUUUUCUUCCAAUUUGUUCUUUAGAUCCUCCAAAAAGAGAGGUAAAGCUAAUUUUUGAAGAUACACCACUUCUCAGGAUGUUAAUAAAUGAUAUGAGUGAAAAUGGCAGAGCGUUUAAAGCACUUGAAUCAGCUUUAAUAGAUGUAGAUAUCGAAAAUGACAGCUUUGUUUCAAUUGCGGAAAAAGUAUGUAAUAAACUUGAGGAUUGUUAUAAUGAAUGGAUUAACAAAACUCAUUAUCUAACACCUGUUCUUCGAGUUAUUCUGACACAUACCACUUUGAUAGCAUCAGUUCCCAUUCUUGGCACAAAUAUUUUACCGAAGGAACUCUCAAAACUAGGGCUGAUCAAAUUUUAA